AUAUGGUGCAUUUAGGAGACAAAUACACAAACUUUUAUGCCAGUAAUCACUCUGUGGUGUAAACAGGACAUGAUUCGAACAUUUAAGCCUUCAAGCUUCUUCUCGCGUCACAAACAUACCCCACGAGGACAAGAUUUUCUUGAAUCACCUGAGCAACAAAGAAGACUGAUAAGAACAAUAAACCGAGAUUACGAAGAAAACAGAUAUUGCAGGUUUUCUAGCAACAAAAUCAAAGCCUCAAUAGAGAGUAUUAGCAGCAGCUGUAGUGACAAGCCCACAAGAGACAUAAACCAACUUGGACAAACUUUUGGUGCAUCAACACUGGAACAUGAGUUUAUAUUACAGCCCAAGGACGACGAAAAGGCAAAACCACAGAACGAUUUAUGGAGGACUUGGGAUGCAUUUUACAGAUUCUGUCGUCUAUACAGUGUCAUUGGCACCAUUAUUGGCGUGAGUUCAGUCUCUCUGCUGCCCUUAACUUCAGUUGGUGAUUUGUCGCUUGGAUUUUUCGUGGGAUCACUGAAGGCAGUGCUUCCCCUGGCAUUUGUGAACAUCUAUGUGGCAGGAAUAAAUCAGUUGGUUGAUGUCGAAACUGAUAAGGUAAACAAGCCAUAUCUGCCACUAGCUUCUGGAGAAUAUUCCAUGGGGCAAGCGACGACGAUUGUCUCAGCAUUCGGGUUCAUGUGUUUGGCUAUGGGAAUCAUGUUUCAGUCCCCACCACUGUUUAUUGGAAUUCUUGUUUAUUUUUUGCUUGGAACUGCAUAUUCUAUUGAUCUACCUUUACUCAGAUGGAAAACAAAUCCCUAUCUUGCUGCAUUGUGUAUGGUCGGUGCAAGUGGACUCACCAUUCAACUUUCCGUCUUCUGUCACAUCCAGAGAUAUGUACUUGGCAGGCCAAUAGUGUUCACAAAGUCAUUAAGCUUUUCCGUCAUUUUCUUUAGCUUGUUUGCCGCUGUUCUUGCAAUGUUCAAGGACAUACCCGACGUAGAUGGUGAUCAAGAGUUCGGGAAUCGAACUUUCAGUGUUAGGCAUGGCAAAAAGAAAGUCUUUACUCUUUGUAUAACCCUUCUGCUGAUUGCCUACGGGUCUGCUGCGUUACUCGGAGCUUCAUCCUCCCUUCUCCUAAAUAAGCUUGUGUCUGUGAUAGGUCACUGCAUGCUGGCCUCUUCUCUUUGGCUUGGAGCUAAUUCACUUGACCUCAAUGACAAUGCAUCAGUGCAGUCCUUUUACAUGUUCUUAUGGAAGCUGUUUAAUGCAGAGUAUGUACUCAUUCAUUUUAUCGGCUGAAAAGAUGUGCAAGUAUCUUUCGAUCAUUUGGUGUUGCGGAAGAUGUAAAUUUCUUGUCAUUAUCAUUUCGCAAAUACCAAACUUUGUGUCGUCAAAAAGUGUUUUGUAGUAUUUUUCUCCGUUUGAACUAGUGUAGUCAGAGCAUCUCCAAGGAGAUAAUUAUAACUGUUUUUCGAAGAGAUAAUUAUAACUAUUGGUUAAAAAUAUAGAUAUAUACUAAUAUUUA
Molecule: messenger RNA, 1513 nt
Organism: Daucus carota subsp. sativus
Lineage: Eukaryota; Viridiplantae; Streptophyta; Magnoliopsida; Apiales; Apiaceae
Product: umbelliferone 6-dimethylallyltransferase, chloroplastic
Exons: 12
Coding region: 37-1287 (416 amino acids)
Cellular component (GO): membrane
Molecular function (GO): prenyltransferase activity
Source: RefSeq, a predicted model, not a curated record